Messenger RNA from Gorilla gorilla gorilla (western lowland gorilla), 3645 nucleotides. It is a transcript of the gene ACTRT3, whose product is annotated as actin related protein T3. The coding region runs from base 640 to 1758 and encodes 372 amino acids. The transcript has 2 exons. Lineage: Eukaryota; Metazoa; Chordata; Mammalia; Primates; Hominidae. The record is from RefSeq and is a predicted model, not a curated record.
ACUACUAUUUUGUUUUAAUUGCGCACAUUUUGCUUGGAAAUCACAGGAAGAAACACAACAAAGCAUUGCCCAAGGUACAGAAACAAUAAUAAACGUACUUAAAACUCAUUUAAAUUCCAGCAUUUUUCUACUUAUUUGAGAAGUUUAACAUUUCAGAAGCAGACACUGCCUCCCUUCCUGCAACAACUUUCUCCUCUUAAGUCUCAUUUUUCCCCAGUUUCAAGGGCGAAUUCUAGAACUCCCCGGAACCGCCACCAGUUAACCAGAAUUCAGUGGCUUUGGAAAAUAAAACUGCUUUUAUAGCUCUUCUGGGUAUUUGAGAAAGGCACUUGUGAAGGGUUAGAGUUGAAUCUUUUGAUGCGAAAGUCGGGUUUUCCUGAUACUGGGAUUCCGGGAUUCCAGGUGUUGGGGUGGCCCAAUUCCUGCGAGAAGCAAUAGCGGGCGGUGACAUGAGGAGCACGGUGCGUCCGGCGAGUCCUUCCGCCUGGGGCCCUCCCGACCCCCCGCCUGCGCCCCCAGGACUCUGGCCUCACCCGGCCGUGCCGGGGCCUCUGUGACGCGGCGUUCCAGGCACUCGGCCCCGGCCGAGCCCGUAGCUAGAGCGGCUCAGAGACAGGAGACGGCGGCAGCAGCGGCGGCAUGAACCACUGCCAGCUACCGGUGGUGAUCGACAACGGCUCGGGAAUGAUCAAGGCGGGCGUGGCUGGGUGCCGGGAGCCCCAGUUUAUCUACCCGAACAUUAUCGGCCGCGCCAAGGGCCAGAGCCGCGCGGCCCAGGGCGGGCUAGAACUCUGCGUGGGCGACGAAGCUCAGGACUGGAGGAGCUCGCUGUUCAUCAGUUACCCAGUGGAACGUGGUCUCGUUACUUCAUGGGAGGACAUGGAGAUCAUGUGGAAGCAUAUCUAUGACUAUAACCUAAAGCUGAAGCCGUGUGAUGGCCCAGUCUUGAUUACUGAGCCAGCGCUGAACCCACUGGCCAACCGGCAACAGAUCACGGAAAUGUUUUUUGAGCAUCUGGGUGUUCCUGCCUUCUAUAUGUCCAUCCAGGCUGUGCUGGCUCUCUUUGCUGCUGGCUUCACUACUGGCCUUGUGCUGAAUUCAGGUGCUGGGGUUACCCAGAGUGUGCCCAUCUUUGAGGGUUACUGUCUGCCUCAUGGUGUGCAGCAACUGGAUCUGGCAGGCCUUGACCUCACCAACUACCUCAUGGUGCUAAUGAAGAACCAUGGUAUCAUGUUGCUCAGUGCUUCAGACAGAAAGAUUGUUGAAGACAUCAAGGAGACCUUUUGUUAUGUGGCAAUGAACUACGAAGAGGAAAUGGCCAAGAAACCCGAUUGUCUAGAGAAAGUUUACCAACUACCUGAUGGGAAGGUCAUCCAGCUCCAUGACCAGCUCUUUUCUUGUCCAGAGGCCCUCUUCUCUCCGUGUCAUGUGAACGUUGAGGCCCCUGGCAUUGAUAAGAUAUGCUUCAGCAGCAUAAUGAAAUGUGAUACAGGCCUGAGGAAUUCCUUCUUUUCCAAUAUUAUCCUUGCCGGGGGAUCAACCUCUUUCCCUGGUUUAGACAAGCGGUUAGUUAAGGAUAUAGCAAAGGUGGCUCCUGCCAACACCGCUGUGCAAGUUAUAGCUCCUCCAGAAAGGAAAAUAUCAGUGUGGAUGGGAGGUUCUAUUCUUGCAUCCUUGUCUGCCUUCCAGGACAUGUGGAUCACUGCUGCAGAAUUUAAAGAAGUUGGACCCAACAUAGUACACCAAAGAUGCUUCUGAAAUACAGAUAAAAUGGUUGGAAGAAAAUGUUUUGAGUAUAUGUGACAGAAAACUUUGGAUAUUAUAUGUUUCUGGGAGAAGAGAAAAUACUUCACCUAUUGGGAUGCCAAUAUUUCUGUUGUAUUUCUAUAAUGAGUUCGGGGGAUAAUAAUGGUGAAGCUCAAGAACAGAUGUCUAUUGAGUAGAACCAAGUUAAAAUAAUGUUUCCCAUAGUGUUUCUUCUAUAACUUGACGUUGGUGAGCUUAUAUUUCCCUUGGAAGAGAGCAUUUGUGGUACAAUAUGCUAUGUGCCAAAUGAGUGAUAAGAUUUAAGCUUAUUGAAGUUUAGGGAAAGAAGGUUGCUGUGGUGAGGAAUGAGACUCCAUAGCAGAGGUAUGCCAUCAUGGAAGGGGUGGCAUUGGGAUGGAGGGCAGAUAUCCAGGCAAGCAUACUAAAAUGAACAAGUUGCUAAAGAUGAGAAUGAACAAAGCAUAUUCAGGGCAUGUUUAAUAGACUGAUUUUGUUUUUAAAAUUUUUGUUUAUGUAUGUAUUUAUUCAUUUAUUUAGUUUUAGAGGCAGAGUCUUGCCCUGUGUCCCAGGCUGGAGUGCAGUAGUGCAAUCAUAGCUCACUGCAGCCUCCAACUCCUGGGCUCUGCCCUCAGCCUCCCAAGUAACUGAAUCCACAGGUAUGCACCACCACGCCUAGUUUAGACUGAUUUUGUUCAAGUCAAGAGCUCAUAUAGAGCAGAACAAGCACUAUGACUAGCAAGGUUAAGUGAAGGCCAGGGACUGAAAGGCUUAAAGUGCUAAAUAUCCAAUAUGCAAAGGAGAGAAAUUAAAGAUUUAAAAGCAGGAGCCAUAAGGAAGCUAUGUAAUGAUGAAUGUGAUAGUUUGGAGAAUAAAUUGAAUGAGGAAGGCCCUGGAGAUUUGGUGAUCAGUUAGAAAGUUACUAGUCCACAUAUAAAGUGCCAAGUCUUGUACUCAAGAUUAUAAGCAAUAGGAAUUUAAAAAAAGAAAUUAUGAAAACUGACAAGAUUUAGUGCCUACUUAGAUAUGAAGGGGAAAGAAGGGUUUGAGAUAAUGUGGGAUGCUAAGAGAAUGGUGGUAGUGUUGACAUAUAACUCAAAGCAUUUAGCAUCUACUGUAUGUAAGGUACUGUGCUAAGUGCAAUAGUGCUAAAAACAGGAGUCAGAUUCUGUCCGUAAAAAACUUUACAACCUGGCAGAUGCUAUGAAAGAAAAAGGGGAUGGGAGAGAGAGAAGGAGGGAGAGAGAUGGAGAGAGAUUUUACUUUUCUUUCAGAUCGAGGACCGACAGCGACAACUCCACGGAGUUUAUCUAACUGAAUACGAGUAAAACUUUUAAGAUCAUCCUGUCAUUUAUAUGUAAAACUGCACUAUACUGGCCAUUAUAAAAAUUCGCGGCCGGGUGCGGUGGCUCACACCUGUAAUCCCAGCACUUUGGGAGGCCGAAGCGGGUGGAUCACUUGAGCCCUGGCGUUCGAGACCAGCCUGGGCAACAUGGUGAAACCCCCGUCUCUACUAAAAACACAAAAACUAGCCGGGCGUGGUGGCAGGCGCCUGUAAUCCCAGCUACUCAUAGGAGGCUGAGACACGAGAAUCUCUUGAACCCGGGAGGCAGAGGUUGCAGUGAGCCGAGAUCACGCCACUACACUCCAUCCAGCCUGGGCGAAAGAGCAAGACUCCGUCUCAAAAAAAAAAAAAAAAAAAAAAAAAAAUCGUUACAAUUUAUGGUGGAUUACUCCCCUCUUUUUACCUCAUCAAGACACAGCACUACUUUAAAGCAAAGUCAAUGAUUGAAACGCCUUUCUUUCCUAAUAAAAGGGAGAUUCAGUCCUUAAGAUUAAUAAUGUAGUAGUUACACUUGAUUAAAGCCAUCCUCUGCUCAA